Messenger RNA from Aspergillus alliaceus, 1483 nucleotides. RefSeq names its product hemolysin III family protein. NCBI's taxonomy places the organism in Eukaryota, Fungi, Ascomycota, Eurotiomycetes, Eurotiales, Aspergillaceae. The transcript has a single exon. The record is from RefSeq and is a predicted model, not a curated record. Gene Ontology annotation, cellular component: membrane. Gene Ontology annotation, molecular function: signaling receptor activity. Bases 259 to 1200 code for a protein of 313 amino acids.
UUUGUUCAGUCUUCCCCAACGGGCUCCAUUUAUUUAAAUAUACCCAUAGAUCAAUCUUCUUUCCAUCCCAACGUUGACUGAAUUUCAACCCACAACAAUCCAGUAUCUUUUUCUGAAAUCUAGCUGGCGGCGUGUCGUCUAUUUCCCUUGCUCUCUUUUGUACCGGAAUUGUGGACUUGACUGUCUCUCUCUCUCUCUCUCUCUCUCUCUUGUCUAGAAUCUGAUUUAUCCGUCAUUUCUGCAUCCUGCAUGUGAAAUAUGCCGAGUCGUCAACGUCGCCCCACUGAGAAGCCUCAGGAGUCAAAGACCGGUAUGCCUGCGGUCAUGGAACAAUCGCCUCAGAUCCUCAAGAAACUUUUGCACUGGGAUGACUUGCCCCAUUGGCAGCGCGACAACCAUCACAUCCAUAGUGGAUAUCGACCGGCCUCGUUCUCUUACCUGGUCUCCUUCCAAUCGUUAACAUAUAUACACAAUGAAACGGUUAAUAUAUACACGCAUCUAUUACCAUCGUUACUGGCUGUCCCCGCGGCAGUCUUGCUUCAUCGGGCUCUCUCACCUCGGUAUGAGACAGCUACCAAGGCUGAUAUCAUCAGCUUCGCUUGCUUUUUCGCAGGAGCUGCUAUUUGCUUGGGGAUGUCCGCGACGUACCAUACCAUAUCGAAUCAUUCUCCGACUGUUGCUCGCAUAGGAAAUACUCUGGAUUAUGCUGGUAUCGUAGCUCUGAUUGUGGGCAGUUUUGUCCCUAGUGUAUACUAUGGGUUCUAUUGUGAGCCAGAUCUGCAACGGCUAUAUUGGACAAUGAUCUGCACCAUUGGGAUUGGUUGUAUCUUUGUUUCUGUCCUGCCCCGGUUUCGGACUCCCCGGUGGCGGCCAUUCCGCGCCGCUAUGUUUGUCAGCAUGGGCCUAUCAGCGGUGUUUCCCGUCAUCCAUGGGCUACAUAUGUAUGGUCUUGAACAGAUGACGCGCCAGAUAGGGCUCGGGUGGCUGCUACUCCAGGGAUUCCUCUAUAUCCUAGGAGCCGGGAUCUAUGCCACUCGGGUCCCCGAACGUCUGCGACCGGGCCAGUUCGAUCUAUGGGGCAGUUCGCAUCAGAUCUUUCAUGUGCUAGUGGUAUGUGCCGCUGUGGCUCAUCUGACGGGGCUACUGAGGGCAUUUGACUACAGACACAGUGGGAUUGUAGAGAGCUGCUCUUCCAACUGAGAGUGUGAUUCGCCGAGGCAACCACAAGAUCACACGAGCAACGAGAGGUUACAGUCAACCAUGUAGCAAUAAUCCAAUCCGACGUAAUAUAUGGAUGUGAUGUGAUGCUGACUGCUGGCAUGCAAAUACGAGAUGUGUCUAACCCACCCCCUUGCUGACUAGUACAGCAGCUUUUGUCUUCCCAAGGAAGUGAAAGCGAGCGAGAGGGAAAGGGAUAGCUUUUGAGGACAGGAAUUAAAAAAAGGGGGAAGUUUUGAGAAAAAGGGCACUGGCACGACGACAG